Messenger RNA from Asparagus officinalis (garden asparagus), 1583 nucleotides. RefSeq lists its product as uncharacterized. The transcript is spliced from 6 exons. The record is from RefSeq and is a predicted model, not a curated record. Bases 83 to 1507 code for a protein of 474 amino acids. Lineage: Eukaryota; Viridiplantae; Streptophyta; Magnoliopsida; Asparagales; Asparagaceae. Gene Ontology annotation, molecular function: sulfotransferase activity.
GACAAAUGUAGAGCAGAAAAAGGGCCCAGUUUUAUUGACACUUGGUGGUUAUCUAGUUAUUUGAGGGGAAAGGAGAGCUUUAAUGACCAUGAUGGUUCUGGGUGGAGCAGCACUUGAUCAAAUGAAGGAGAAGAUGGCUCAAGAUCUUUAUUUCUUUCCAAAGGCCGCAGUCAUUAUAAAGCUACCAAGAAAAUCCCCACUCAUGAUGAGGAUGAUUAUGUUAGCGACUAUAAUGAUGUGCAGUAUUUACAUAUCCUCUGUUUGUUUGAAACAUACUACAGCCCAGCUCAAUACACAGUCAACGAGGGUAAAAGCAAUAGGAACACAUUCUCGUGAUUAUGAACUUGUUGGCUUGAAGAAAAUAUGGAUCCAUAACAAGACAGAAGUAGUGAAUAAAAAGCCAAUAGAAGAACAUUCUUAUGAUUCUAAAAUUGUUAUUAUGAAGCAAACAGAGACCCAAGUGAUGACUGAGCCAAAAAUUCUGAGAAAACCAGUAGAUGAACAUCAUUAUGAUCCUAGAGUUGCUGGUUUGAAGCAAUCAAAGAUUCAACUGAAGCAAGAACAUAAGACAAAAUUACCUAUAUAUCAACAUAAUUAUGAUCUUAGAACUGUUGGUUUUAACCAAACUGAGGUCGAAAUCAAGGCGAAAUUGGUGACAAACAAUCUAACACAACCACGUUGUCCAGCUACCGGAAUCCCACAAUCAGAGGUUGCUUUUAUCCACUAUCCAGUGCCCACAAACUAUAGCAGGAGAGAAUGUGAGUGUACUCCGGUGAGGUUUUAUGUUAUUAUCUCCAUGCAAAGGUCUGGGUCCAAGUGGUUGGAAAGUUUGCUGAAUAGCCAUGUUAAUGUUAGCUCGAAUGGGGAGAUAUUUAUUGACAGAGAGAGGAGUAGUAAUGUGUCAGCCAUCACAAGGACAUUGGACAAAGUUUAUAAUCUUGAUAUGAGAAAUAGUGCUAAUAAGAAAGGAUGCACAUCUGCUGUGGGUUUCAAAUGGAUGCUCAAUCAGCGUAUAAUGGUUUACCGUGAAGAAGUUUCCAACUACUUCAAACAAAGAGGAGUCUCUGUUAUAUUCUUAUUUAGAAGAAACCUGUUGCGUCGUAUAAUUUCACUGAUAGCGAAUUCCCAGGAUCAUAAACGACUAAAUGGAACUCAUAAAGCUCACGUGAAUACGCAACAUGAGGCAGAAAUGCUAGCAAGUUACAAGCCAAAGCUUAAUGCUAAGUCAUUGGCAUCUAAACUGAUGCAUGCUACUUCGAGGGCUACUGAAGCUAUAGAGCAUUUCAAGAGCAUCCGCCACAUGGUUCUUUACUAUGAAGAUCUCGUUCAGAAUAACACUGAAAAGCUAAAUGAAGUCAUGGAAUUUCUCAGAGUGCCCCGGAGAAAGCUUCGAAGCCGCCAUGUGAAGAUACACACAAGGCCCUUGUCUCAGAUGGUCAAGAACUGGAAUGCUGUUCGCAAGGCCCUGAAGGGAAGCCAAUUUGAAAGCUUAUUAACAUCUGACUAAUUGUACACAAAAAACAAAAAAAAAAAACUUUUCAUUUUUUUUUAUCCCUCUUUAUCUGCUGGUUUCAUUCAAUCUC